AUGACUGUUUCCGUCGCUGUCCUCUCAGGCUCAAUCCCCGCUGCAGACCGUGCUGCAUUAGCCGGUCUUUCUGACGACGCAGUACGCGCAUGGGUGGCCACCCGGGCCCAGGAGUACCGCGACAUCGCCCUCGCCCUCCUCUCCAUCUACAACGCCAUCGCGCCCAUCCACCGUGCCUUCCCCACAGAAGUUCUCUCCGAGAUCUUUUCACACUGUUGGAUAAACCCUCGAAGCAUCGCCGUUGCUCAUGUCUGCCGCCACUGGCGUUCAAUUGCCCUCAAGACUCCCCGCCUAUGGGCCGCCGCCCUCGCCGCACCUGGGAAGCUGCUCUCCCACUACUGGGGAUGUAGAUCCAGCCGCCCCGAUUUUGCAGUGUUCGCCCUCGAACGAUCUUCUCCUCAGCCCCUUCUCCUCAAAGUUUACCACUUCCGCGAUCCCUUCGCCAGCAUGCUCGCCCCACACGCUGCCCGCCUCGUUGAUCUCUAUGUCCGUCUUGACGGUGCAUCGAACCUCUCUCUAUGCAAGUUCCUCGACUCAGGCGCGCCCAAUCUCGAAGUCCUCGGCAUC
Molecule: messenger RNA, 567 nt
Organism: Epithele typhae
Lineage: Eukaryota; Fungi; Basidiomycota; Agaricomycetes; Polyporales; Epitheliaceae
Exons: 1
Molecular function (GO): protein binding
Source: RefSeq, a predicted model, not a curated record